Nakaseomyces glabratus is the source of this 1629-nucleotide messenger RNA. RefSeq names its product Dtr1p (gene DTR1). Gene Ontology annotation, molecular function: amine transmembrane transporter activity. Lineage: Eukaryota; Fungi; Ascomycota; Saccharomycetes; Saccharomycetales; Saccharomycetaceae. The record is from RefSeq and is a predicted model, not a curated record. Gene Ontology annotation, biological process: amine transport; transmembrane transport. Gene Ontology annotation, cellular component: plasma membrane.
AUGAGCACCUCCAGCAACACUAGCGGUGAGUGUUCGCCCUUUUCCAUUACAGACAGUAUUGUAGUACAAGCUACAGAUGAUAAUGCUGAUAAGAUUUUACAAGAGGUGGAUUUAAGUGAUCCGAAUAUUGAUAAGAACGACACUUUCGAACUAAGACAACAAGUAUCAAUUAAAGAGAGCCCCCUUUAUUAUUUAAGAGAUAUACCAUACUCGGCUUACACAAGUUUUCAGGUCUCUCUAAUUUUCCUUAUUGUCAUUUAUAAUGGCUUCUUAGGACCAUUGGCAGGUAACGUCUUUAUACCUGCUCUGCCGCUGCUGCAAAAGGAAUUUAACGUUUCUGAAACAACCAUAAAUGCUACGGUAUCAGUAUUCAUGGCAACAUUCUCCAUCUCACCAUUAUUUUGGGGUGCCCUCGCAGAUAAAGGAGGCAGAAAGAUAUUAUAUAUUAUUUCAAUUUCUUUAAUGGUCAUAAUAAAUAUUCUAUUGGCAAGUGUCCCAAAAAAAAUAGGAUCUUUGAUAUUCCUAAGAAUUAUUCAAGCUUUUGCAUCAAGUUCCGUAAUUUCACUAGGAGCGGGGACAGUGGCUGACUUGACACCACCAAAAGAUAGAGGUAAAGCCAUGGCAUAUUUUAUGUUGGGUCCCAAUUUGGGACCUAUUUUGGCGCCUAUAAUUGCGGGGUUGAUAUUAUUGGAUAACAAUAACUGGAGAUGGUUAUUUGGAUUCCUUUGUAUAGUGAGCGGAUUAGGUUUGAUAAUGGUGAUUCUCUUAUUACCUGAAACACUGAGAUGUAUAGUUGGUAAUGGAGAUCGACAAUGGGAGAAUUGGAGCCAAAAUGAGAAUGAUAUGUCGACACAACCUGUAGACUUCUCAUCACCGAUUUCAAGGUGGUCAUUUGUGUCAGAUAUUGGAUUCCUGAAUCCAAUAACUCAAGAUUCAAUUUUUAAAGGUCUUUAUCCACACCCACCAAAGUUUUCUGUUUGGACAUAUCUUCGUAUUAUGACCUUCCCGCCCGUAAUAUUAACAUCCAUCGCGAAUGCAUUGUUAUUUUGCACAUACUAUAGUAUAAGUGUAACAUUGUCUCAUUUUCUUGCAACUGAAUACUCUUAUUCUAAUCUUAAAAUAGGUGCAUGUUAUGUGUGUCCUGGUGUCUGUAUGUUGUUAGGAUCACAAAUUGGUGGGCAUUUAUCUGAUUCUAUGAGAAAGAGUUGGAAGAAAGAGAACUAUAAUACAGAGUAUCCUUUGGAAUUCCGUUUAAUAUUGACUGUUUGCGGAGUUCUGUUAGCAAUUGGCGGGUCAAUUGGGUACGGCUGGUGUAUUCAAUUUCACUACCAUAUCUCGGCGGUACUUGUCUUUGCUGGUCUAAUGGCAUUCGGACUAACAUGGUGCAAUAAUACAAUUAUGACAUAUCUGUCUGAGUUACUCUCCUUAAGAGUAUCUAGUGCCAUUGCAGUUAGUAGCUUUUUUAGAAAUAUUGCAGCAGCAAUAAGUUCAGCACUAAUUGCAAAACUGUGCCAAAAAAUGGGUAUUGGAUUUUGUUUCUUAGGUUUGGGUUUGAUUAACCUUGUCUCUUUGUUUUCGAUAUUGGUAUUGAUUAAUAACAGAAAUAAAUGGGUUAAAGACAGUUUCUGA